UAGUAAAUGGAUUGGCUGCAGUGGACAGAAAGAAGGACACAAUGGGAGCUACGACGUGUGUCGCAUUUAUUCGGUAACCCCCAGUGCUUGUGUUGAGUUAAAUUACGCACGAGCGAGCGCGCAGGAGCGCAGUGGACGCAGAGCUCAAGUACGUAACGGAGACGCCGGGAACCCCCAGUCCAUGAAGACGUACUUGUUUUCCUAAUAAACAGACCACUUGCUGUCUGAUUUGUUUGUUCUGGUUUUUAAUUUCGCUCACUUAUUUAUGGGGACUUUUCCGGUUGGAUUUGAUGCAUUUUGAGUUUUGUCAAUGCACCAAGGUCUUUUUUCCCACGUCGGGUUUCGCUUUAGUGCUUGAAUAAACACAAUUUUUGCUUCCAUUUCUGCUGGACAACAUCCGUAUAGCAGCUACGAUCUGGUCGUCUGCUUUUUCCAUCAUUCGAUAGAAGAAUCUCAAGGGAGACAUGGAAGUUUGCAAAGGACGUUUAUUGGGCAUCUCGGUGGCCGUGGCGCACGGAUUGUUUUCGGGCUCGCUAAAUAUCCUAUUAAAAUUUCUCAUAACGACCUAUAGCUUCACGUAUCUCACUUUAAUUCAGUGUCUCACCAGCAGCACUGCGGCGCUCACAUUGGAAGUGCUGAGGAGACUGGGCAAGAUAGAUAUACCACCCUUCAGCUUCCAGUUAGUUAAAGUUUUCGCCAGCGUUUGUAUUUUAGCAACGUUGCAGUCCACAUUAACUCUCUGGGCUCUUAGAGGACUGAGUUUACCCAUGUAUGUCGUGUUUAAACGAUGCUUACCUUUGGUCACGUUGGGAAUUGGAGUGUGCGUUCUGAAGAACGGGAUCCCAUCACCUGGCGUUAUAGCGGCAGUUUCAAUCACAACUGGAGGAGCAGCCUUAGCUGGGGCUGGAGAUUUAACAGGUGACCCUUUCGGCUACGUAACAGGCGUUUUAGCAGUUAUCGUCCAUGCCUCCUACCUGGUGCUCAUCCAGAAAGUAAGUGCAGACAGUGAUUAUGGUCCACUCACAGCCCAGUAUACCAUUGCAGUGGUGGCGUCUCCUAUUCUCUUCAUCUGCUCCAUUGUAAGCAUGGACGCCAUUGAUAUGUGGACAUACGAAGGUUGGAAAAAUCCCUUUAUCACAGGCAUCUUCUGUGCCUCCAUCCUCAUUGGUUGUGCUAUGAACUUCACCACACUCCACUGUACGUACAUUAACUCUGCCGUGACCACCAGUUUUGUUGGGGUGGUAAAGAGCAUAGCCACCAUCACGGUGGGCAUGCUGGCCUUCAAUGACGUGAUGCCGACUAAACUUUUUGUGGUAGGUGUUGUGGUUAACACAGCGGGCUCCAUCACCUACUGUGUGGUGAAAUAUUAUGAAACCCAAAAGAAGUUGACUUACCAAGAUAUGGACGAGGCCAAGGAUGAGGGACCGCUAGGAGAACCUUACGUGGAACCAACCAAGCCUGAUGGAGAUAUGGAAACUCUUCCCAAUGGUCUGGAAAGCAUUCCGAACGGAAGCCUGAUGACGUCGGCUGACAGCGAGGACCAGGGUCCUGUUCGUGAGAAUAAAGUUGCAGAGUCCAUAGAGUUAGAAAGACCAGCGGUGACAUCAGACAGCGAGCCUACGAGACAAUCUUUAAGUGACAGUUAUCUAGGGGUCUGGAGAUCUGUUCGUGCCUUAAAGUUCCUAAAGAAAGACACUUUAAUAGAUAAUAUGGAGGUUCAAAGUCCUUGAUGAUUGGUUUUAUGCUUGUCAGAUGUGCAUGUUAAGUAUUGGUAAGAACCGAUAGUGUGAACAAUGUUUGCCUUUUUCUCUCCUUAACAUGGUUUUAAGAAAAACCUUUAUUUUUUUAAAAGGUCUGUUUGUAUAUUAGAGGGAUUAUAGCAUUUUGGAUGAUGGGCAUAAUGUAUAACCGGAAUCCCAAGAAUUAUAAUUAUAGGUUUAUUUAUUUAUCAUUUAUCAUAAUGCAUUGUUUGAUUAAAAUAAUAUUGUUCGCCAGAGGUAGAAAGUCAGGAUGAAAAUUAACAAAAACGAAAAGUACAAAUAUCGUUAUUAAUGGAUUGUUUUUGAAUGAUAAUUUGUUUUAAUGCACGCAGUGUCUGUGCCUGUAUA
Molecule: messenger RNA, 2108 nt
Organism: Triplophysa dalaica
Lineage: Eukaryota; Metazoa; Chordata; Actinopteri; Cypriniformes; Nemacheilidae
Gene: slc35d3
Product: solute carrier family 35 member D3
Exons: 2
Coding region: 465-1730 (421 amino acids)
Cellular component (GO): Golgi apparatus
Molecular function (GO): antiporter activity
Source: RefSeq, a predicted model, not a curated record